UCUCGAUUAUUUUGACUGAGCGGAAAACGGGAGGGCGCAAACACGUCACUAGCGGCGCCGUAGUACAGCCGCAUCAUGCCACCGUACCACUUGCCACGCGGUGCCGAUACCGGCCAUUCAACAAGGAGCAGCGCAAAACCGUCCGAUGUUGCGGGCGGAAAGACAGCAGCUGCUACAACUCCAACAAAACCGGUCCGUCAAAGCAAAAGGAGGUGUUCAUCGCGUGUGUCCGAGGCGGCCCUCUUACCCUCGAGUUUUGAUUCCAUGAAGAGAGCUGCCGGCCGUUCUCCGGCUUCGGCAGACCUAGACGCGAGUAUCCCUGGCGCUAUGGACGUGGGCCAGAGGGAGAGAGAAGGUUCUCCGGCUCCACCAUUCAAGCGAAGGUACCCACCGACGUCCACGGGUACAGCGGCGUGUGGAGGAGCUGCCAGUGCAAUGACGGGUAAGGGUGCACGCGAGUCGAUCGUUGGCGUGUGCCUGGAGGGCGAGACAAGUGCGUCGAAUCGAACAGCGCUAGGCAUAGUGAUCGUUCCAUACGCGCUAGCUCCAGCUCCCACAUCGCUAACGAGUUCGAGUUCGAGUGGAGUUUCGACUGCUGCUGGACAGAAGAGCGGGAUCGGACGAACUCAGUGCGCAGCGGAGGUCUGCAGCGCUGGCGCUCGUGGCGGGCUACUGGCUCCUGGACGUGGUGCUAACAGCAGCAGCAGUAGUUGUACGCCCACAGUGGGCACAGCAACCACACCUGGUGAAGGCAAUGGUGGAAGAGGGGCGACGGCGGUGGUCUCCACAUCAGAGAGCGCGGCAUCAACGGCAGUGACCUCCACAGAGGCGAGAUUCCGCGACGGUGGUGGCGGUGGCAGUAGCAGUGAUUGUGAUGGCAACGGUGGUGGUGUCGGUGUCGGCGGCGGCACUUCAACAUUCUCGGUGGCUGAUCUGCGACGCGCUAUCGUCAAGCAGCUACCGUCGGUUCCUGCUCGCGUUCAGUUUCUGACUCGGCAAGGGUGGCCCAUCACCGCUGAACAAGAGGGCAUAGUCCCUAUCGAAGCUGUGCUCACGCAAGAUGGCCAUGUUCGCCUGAGGAGCUCUCCGACUGAACUUCAGCGGAUUGGCAUCAUCAUGGAGAACAAUGGCGGCGCUGCCUUGGGUUACGUGGAGACUUCGUACUGGGGAACAAUUCGGGAGCUGCGCAGUGUCAUCUUUGACCAUCUGGGCAACUCCUCUGGGCUGCUGGACAGCGGCUUCACAUUCGUGGACGGAAAUGGUUGGCCGAUUACCAGCAGUCAGGAGAGCGGCCUACUCGUGGUCAACCUGCUGCGAGACGGCAGCGUGCGCAUUCGUACGUUUGCACCGCCUUUGGACUCGACUUUGAAUUCGACGUUGGAUUCGAUGUCCUCGCACGCCGAGAAGAAUACAUCACCAGCAGUGGGUGCGAAAUCUCCCGCGGUGGAAUAUGUUCCAUCGUCAUCGUCGCCGCAGACGAGCUUGUCGAGUAUGUCGCCAGCUAAGAGCUCAUCAGUUCCAUCGUGGCCUGAACCGUCAUUACGUCCCUGGAAGUUCAAUCCUGCUGCAUCACAUAAAGUGCUGGGAGAGGAAAAGACUGUGCCAGAAUCCAGUGUUAGCAGUAUGUCUCCAAAACCGCCGACGACAAUGCCGGAUGAUGGCGGACAAAGUCCUGCCACGCCAACCGAGGGUGUGCCAGUAUUGCCACGGACCCGUUCGCAAGCUGCUGGCGAAAUUCUGCCACUGCCAAACGGCUAUAAUGGCCCGCAAUGGCGACGCGCCCGCCGCCCAUCAUCGCCCACACGAUCCUUGCUGUCGCCGCUAGUGCCGGUUCAGCCGCUAGUGCCGGUUCAGCCGCUAGUGCCGGUUCAGCCGCUAGUGCAGCGCGGGAUAUCGUCUCCGGCGCGGCUGAGCGAUCACGGGAGUGGGGACGACUCUUCCGCCGUCAGUUUGACCGACAGCACGGGGCCUCCCGAGCCAACGGUUGGCGGCAAGCACUUCUUCAUUAGCUACGUACGUGCCGAGGGCACACGACAAGCCACGCAGUUGAAGCGUCUGCUGAUAGACCGGGGCUAUUCGGUGUAUUUGGAUGUGUGUGAAAUCAAAGGGGGUCAUGACUGGCAGGACUCCAUCUCUAGGGGCAUCAACGACUGCAGUGUGUUCCUUCCCUUGGUGACUCCGCAGUACGGAGAGACGCGAUGGACGAACCGAGAGGUUAAGCUGGCUGACCGGCUGUCCAAGACAAUCAUCCCCGUCAGUUUCAUCGAAGAAUGGCCGCCUAUGUGCCUAGCUAUUCAGUUUGUGACGCUGCAGUUCAUACCGUGGAAAACUGACUCAGACGACCUGACCAGCAGUCAAGACGAGAUGGAGGUCGCUGCUGGCGAAGUCAUUGAAAAAAUCUUCGAAUUUUACACGCGUGAAGUGCCCAGACCCGCCGCCGGGGUUCCGCUCACGACGCAGACUUCGACGUCGUCUGUUCCCGGCGCGUUGUCUCCAACGCAGCAGCCCUACACCCAGGCAAACCCUCACUACACGCCACAUCCGCCAUCUCUGCAACGGACCACGCCUAUUCUGGUGAAGGCGUCCUCCAUGCCGGCAAAGGACAAAGUUGCGUCUAAGCCGCGCUUUGGUGGCAAGCAGCAGGGAGAUGGAAAGCCGCUGGUUGUGGUAGUUGGCGAGGCGUCGCAGAGCAAACUGGUAAAGGAGAUCACGGCGGCCAUGAAGGAACGCCGCUGGGACACCUGGUCCAUGUGUCCCAAGAUCGCGUUGCAAGCUAACGGCGGAGAUGCCAAGUGUCUCUCGUCGGAGAAGUCUCGCUGGAACCUGUGCCCUCGCGCCCGCCGUCAGCGCUUGCAGCGAGAGCAGGCCAUGAAGUCAUGUGACACGCAGUGCACUGAGUUUGCAGCCAAGGUCGACGUGGCCACGGUCGUUGUCUUCCUGCUGUCCAAGGCAUUCGCUCAGUCCAGCGAAUGCAUGAAACAGCUGUAUUACAGUGAGAGUCGACGUCAGAUCAUACCCGUCAUGUGUGAGGACUUCCCAAUGCCGUCCUGGAUGCAUCAGCUGCUGUCCGAAAGCCCGAUCAAGAAAUCCUGGGAAGACAGCUGCCUUAUCUCCUGGCUACUGAGGAGCGUGCAGGGGUCGAUUGACAAGAGCCGGCUCAUCGAGCAAGCUGUCCCGAUGUGUGCGACCGAAGAGCUGCACAUCAGCGAGAAGGUUGCGCAGACCCGCAAGCAGCUACCAGCCAAUGGACUGCAAGUAUUCAUCGCGGGCAGUGUGGAGUUUCACAGCGGCCUCAGCCCUGGCCUCUGCAGUGCUAUUGGCGCUCUGCUGGCUAAGAUGGAUGAGGUCACGCUCAUCACCGGGGGCUAUGCUGGAGUUGGAUUGAAAGUCGCUGAACACUUCCUGGUGGAACGUGAGAAAUACCGCUUGCCACCCAACACCUACCAUGCUAUUGCCAAGGAGCCCGUAUCGGGCGAGAUCGUGCAACGCCGCGACGCGUCGUAUCGGCCUGCGCGCGGCAGCAAGGAGCUGGUGUGUGGCGCGUGCACCGACAUACAGCAGCGUGUUCUGGCACACCUGGUCGACGUUGUCAUCCUCAUUGAGGGUGGCAGCGGUGCGGCCCACGAGGUGGAGCUGAGCGCGUGGAACGACACCGUGAUCAUUCCCAUCAUGGCGACGGGAGGAGCAGCCGCAGGGGAAUUUCCCGUGCCGCAAGCAGUCUUUGAUUGCCCGGCUAACGCCAGCUUGGCAGACUGGAACAAGCUGAAGGACAGCAAGCUGGGGGCCACCGAGAUCGCCAGGGCCGUCAACUCCAUCGUCCGCUCAACGGCCGUCUCUCUGCGUCACGACAGCUCUUCCGUCAGCAGUGGCAAGGCGGCCGAGAUGGACAGUAGCGGUGGAGGUUCAACGGAGGACAGCCAGGACUUGUUCAGCUCGUAUCCGCCAACGCAGCCCAUGUAACUGUAGCACUUUUAGGAGAACAGCGAGCGGCGGCGAUUCCGAGCAUCUCCCAGGUGUGUGUGUGUGUGUGUGUGUGUGUGUGUGUGUGUGUGUGUG
Messenger RNA from Sycon ciliatum, 4056 nucleotides. RefSeq lists its product as uncharacterized. Gene Ontology annotation, biological process: signal transduction. Bases 76 to 3960 code for a protein of 1294 amino acids. The transcript is spliced from 21 exons. The record is from RefSeq and is a predicted model, not a curated record. Lineage: Eukaryota; Metazoa; Porifera; Calcarea; Leucosolenida; Sycettidae.